AUGUUUCUGCAGAACGCGUGUUUACCACCCCCACCCGCGAAAAAGAGAGCGAGAAAGAGAGGUAGUGAGGUUGAAACAGACGAGACAAUCACCAGCACCGGCACUAGCACCACCACCACCCACGACGACGUCGAUGAUGACGAUGCCGACGACGACGACGACGACGACGACAAGGUGUCGCGUAUCAAAACGGAGUACCUGAACAAUCACCGCGACCGCGUUCCGCGGUUGGGGGUUUGCGUCUCGAGGGCCGAGCGCCGCGACGCGCACGUCGACGACGGCGACGACGACGACGGCGAGGAACGCACGACGAGUAGACGAGAACGACUCUUUCUCGCUACCACCACCGACACCGCCCUCGCGCAUCCUCGCCACACUGGGCGCGACGCCAACGCGCCGUCGCGACGCCGCCUCGCCAACGCGCAAACGCGCCUCCGCAAGCGAUGGGGUGCAAAAAAGAAAAAAGAAAAAAUGGAAGCGUCAAUAGAAGCGAAAAAUUCUGCAACAUUCUCACCGGCGGAACGUGAGGCUGUUCUGGAGAUCUUACAGGAAUGCGCGGAUUCAUUAAUCAUUUAUCAUAACACUUUGGGACAGCAACCGGUGAUGAGAGGUGACGCCGUUAAUUUUUAUCCCAAAAUUGAAAUUUCGGAAACGUCAAUUUUGCAGUCGCUUAUCGGAAACGUCGCGGAGAUGACAGAUUCACGAAGGGAAGCUGUGCGUGAAAAGCUUCAACGAGACAGUUUGUAUGUGAGCGAUAUAAUACGAGACUUGAAGCAAGAAAUUAGCGAACGCGGGACUAUCGAGGUACUAAUUAAGGAAAUCGAGAAAAUCACAUCGGAGGAGGAGCAGGAGAGUUUUUUAUCGGAGGAGAACGGAAGAAUGCAAAUUAUCCUAGCGGAGUUACGAAAAAAGAUCGUCGAUAAGAAAACGUCGAACGAGAAGGAGGAGGAAAAUUUAACAAGGAAGCUUACUUUAACACGGGAUGAGAAGGAGAGACUGAAACUAAUUAAGGACGUAGAGAUGAGAUACGUCCGAGCUUGGGAGACGGCACGUCGCGAACAGAACGUACUACGUUACAAAUUAAAGAUGGACGAACUGGAGAGGACUUUGAAUAAUUGUUACGUACGCGAGAAAAACGAAAAUUGCGUAAACAGCGAAUUAACGCGUUAUCUGACAUGGCGUAUCGCGUUCAUCGAGAAUCGAAUCGAGCAAUGGCGAGAGAGGUAUGAUCGGGAGAAGAAGAUCUAUGAGAGAGAGAUCCUCAAAGUACGCAAUGAGAUAGAAGACGCUCGGAAAUACUUGGAGCAACUUAAAACGGAGUAUUGCAGCAAUCAGAAAUUCAUCGACACAUAUCUCGCGGAGCAGGAGGCACUCCAAAGGCAAAAGGAACACGAGGAUCACGUGCAACGUUGCACAAUCAGGAUCCAAGCCUGGUGGCGGGGCGUCAUGGUGCGCCGGAAGUUGGGGCCGUAUCGACCCGAGGAGAAAAAGAAGAAGCGGCCUGUUAAGACGAAGAAAUAACUUUCCUCCCGACCGAGUUACCCUUGUGUACCGCAUCGGUUUUAAUUUGUUCAAUCUGAGCGGGUGGAUUAAUUUAUAUUUGCCAACGAUUUAAGCGAUUUAUCCGAG
Molecule: messenger RNA, 1629 nt
Organism: Camponotus floridanus (Florida carpenter ant)
Lineage: Eukaryota; Metazoa; Arthropoda; Insecta; Hymenoptera; Formicidae
Product: dynein regulatory complex protein 9
Biological process (GO): cilium organization
Cellular component (GO): motile cilium; cytoplasm
Molecular function (GO): protein binding
Source: RefSeq, a predicted model, not a curated record